Messenger RNA from Pantherophis guttatus, 868 nucleotides. Lineage: Eukaryota; Metazoa; Chordata; Lepidosauria; Squamata; Colubridae. The record is from RefSeq and is a predicted model, not a curated record.
AGCAUGCCUCUUUCCUUAUUAUGCCUCGCUGUUGCUCACACUAGCUGCUGCUAUGCAGUCCUGUAGAAUGAGAGCAGGAAUUGUGUUAGGUUAGCUUUUGCUGACUGUCACGCUUCUCUAAACGCUCGCUCAUCUCUAGUCUGGCUAUUCCUGCCAGGGGAAGAAGGACAUCGGUUUUCCAGAGCUAAGCUUGCUUUUCCCAGAGCAGUCCAGGAGGAAAAGAAAGGGAGAGACUGGGGCAUCUUCCCACAAACCAGCCCACCUGCUUGCCAGUGUUUGCUCUUCCUGCCAAGGAUGACAUUCCAGAUUCAGUUCUGACUCCUCAUUAUGUAAGGCAGUCUAGGUCAAGUGUAGGAGAGAAAGAGAGAGAGAGAGAGAGAGAGACUCUACUGACCUGAACAAGCUCCGGAUUCAGCCUAAUGCUUCAUGGGAGCAUGGAAGUUGGAUUAUGACCUUUUGCUGCAUCUACUUAGUACUUCCUUAUGCAAGAGAAUAACUAGUAAUUAAAAUGUGCAGGAUGACAAGAUGGAGCAGCCAGUGCUUGUACCACCUGGUCCGGACAGCUUUCACUACUUCACUAGAGAGUCUCUUGCAGCUAUCGAACAACGCAUUGCUGCAGAAAAAGCCAAGCAGUCCAAACAAGACCAUAAAGACAAUGACGAAAAUGGGCCAAAACCAAGUAGUGACUUGGAGGCUGGCAAAUCACUGCCAUUUAUUUAUGGUGACAUCCCUGCUGGAAUGGUCGCUACUCCCUUGGAAGACCUGGAUCCAUUUUACGUUAAUACAAAAGAAAAUGAUCCUAACAAAUCACUGAAAAUGUAUAUUUCAAAGAUGACUAAGAAAGUUCCCCAGCAAAAUUAAAAGAAAG